Messenger RNA from Belonocnema kinseyi, 1613 nucleotides. RefSeq names its product protein bric-a-brac 1-like. Gene Ontology annotation, biological process: regulation of transcription by RNA polymerase II. Gene Ontology annotation, molecular function: protein binding. Lineage: Eukaryota; Metazoa; Arthropoda; Insecta; Hymenoptera; Cynipidae. Gene Ontology annotation, cellular component: nucleus. The transcript is spliced from 5 exons. The coding region runs from base 154 to 1416 and encodes 420 amino acids. The record is from RefSeq and is a predicted model, not a curated record.
CUGGAUAAACUGCAGCAACUGCAACUGCGGAAAUAAAUAUGUUGAGGAGAGGGGUUAAGUUGCGUAUGUCUCGCGACUAGAGGUAUCUUUACUCCCUCUGCUUGUGUUGUUAUACAGUGUUUAAUUGUGUUUUACUGAAAUUUUUGUAAGAAAAUGUCCGGCGAACAGUUCUCCUUGGUUUGGAACACUUUCCCUAGAAAUUUGUCGUCAGGACUCUACAAUUUGCUCACCGGUGAACAACUAGUCGACGUUACCCUCGCCGCCGAAGGUCAAAUUUUGCGAGCUCACAAAUUAAUUCUGUCCGUCUGUAGCUCUUACUUCAGAGAACUGUUCAAGGGAAAUUCAUGUAAACAUCCAAUAGUAAUCUUGAAAGAUGUCAACUAUCGCGAUUUGGCGGCAAUGUUGCAUUUUAUGUACCAAGGAGAAGUCAAUAUCAAACAAGAAGACAUUGCAAGUUUUCUGAAAGUCGCUGAAGUUUUACAAAUCAAAGGUCUCACAAAAAACAACGACGAUGAUUUUUGCGACAAAGAUGCAGAAAACUCGGAACAUUCGAUCCUCAGUGAUAAAAAUGACACAGCCCAGUCAGCGAUGGACCAUAAUGAUUGCGAUGUGAUUCAAGAAAUACCUCAACCUGUCGAUAAAUGUGACUGUUCGUCUUCCAACAAAAAAUCAGAAACAUUGAGCCAAAAAUCAAGAGAGGACUCUGUUCAAAAAGUUGAAUUGGAAUCUGAGCCCGAGCCCGAGCCUGAGCCUGAUCACGCUGAAAACAACAUGCAAGAAUAUUUGGAUAGAGAAUGUCGAAAUGAAGGAGAGCAACCGUUGGAUUGUACUCUCGAUUUUAUAAAAAUGCCACAACCUGAAAGAGAUUGGAUAGAUUAUAAACCCGGUAUAGACACAAAUUCUGUGAGUCAAACACCGGAAACGAGCGAGAAACAAAUGGAACAUCAAACAGACACGAGGAUACAUGACUUGCAGCCAGAUCCACAUAUGCAAUACUCUCAACCUGAAUCUUCCUUAAAUUAUAGUAACACAGAGGCUUCCUUUCAAAACGAUUAUCCCAGCGAUUCGGCAAGUUGUAGUAAUCGAGGUAGAAGAACAGUAAAAGGAAUUCCAGGCAGCAGUUUAUCUUUGGAGACAACAUUAAGGGUAAUAUCAGAACUCGGGCCAACGAUUCGUGUUGAAAGAGGUAAAGUAAUACGAAUGUACUCUUGUCCUUGGUGUUUACGGCAUUUUACACGGAAGGAAAAUUUAAAAUUACACGUUAAAUAUAUUCACGGUCCGCUUGAAAGUCUAACAUGUAAACUCUGUGGAAAUAAAUACAAAAACAGUAACAGUCUACGAGUACACUCGUAUCUUUAUCAUAAUGCGAAGAGAAAUAAACAUAAUAAGUCACCUCUCAUCAGUGGUGGCGUCUAAAGGACUGAUUUUUUAAGAAAGCUUUAGUCAUUGACAAACAAUGUUGCCGUUAUGUUACAUUGGCUGUACAGCAUAAAUUGUUAUUAUAUUUAUACUCAUGCGUAUCGAUACACCCAAUGCGUGAAUCUAUUUCUAAAAAAAAAAAAAUAUUGCGUACUUGCUAGUAGAGGAGCGCAGAAAUAAAAAUCAUUUACAAA